Messenger RNA from Coregonus sp. 'balchen', 3860 nucleotides. NCBI's taxonomy places the organism in Eukaryota, Metazoa, Chordata, Actinopteri, Salmoniformes, Salmonidae. The record is from the annotation of a GenBank genome assembly.
AUGACCCGUGUUUGGACUCCUUACCCGGGAUUUCCGAAGAGAAUUGGCAAGUAUGUGAAGUGUUAUGCUUGCUAGCCAGGUUGCUACCUAACGUUAGGUAGCUAACGUUAGUUUUAAUAUUUCCUAUGAACUAUAUGGAAGGCUGGUGCAUUGCAGUCCCCUACUUUUGUACAGGCGGUCCAUGAAUAAUGAAACCUGCAUGAAGAAAAAUAGUUUCUAACAAAGUAGCUGCAUAGCCUGCAUAUUUUUUUUUUUUUUUUUACAAUUCCCAGCAUCAGCACCACCUUUCAAAAGCAAGUCAAAUGUGGAUAGGCUACUCAUCUUUGAAAAGCUACAUUGUAUGUUUUAAAGUUAAUAAAGACACACACGUUAUAUACACAUCACACAAACAAUUUAUUAACUGUUCAAAGGGAGGUUUUCAUGAUUUGGGUUAAUGCUUUUAUUGCAUACAUUGUUUUUGCUAAAUGUGAAUGGUUGCACUUCAUGUUCUUUAGUAACUUAAAGAGCUACAGAAGAAAAAAGAUGAGAUCAACACAAUGAAGCUCCUCAAAAAAAGACAGCAGCGAAGACGACAUAGGAAAGGUCAAUUGCACUUCUUUUUUAACCCAUACCCACAAUAGCCGGCAGGUAGCUUAGUGGUUAAGAGCGUAGUGCCAGUAACCGAAAGGUCGCUGGUUCUAAUCCCCGAGCCGACUAGGUGAAAAAUCUGUCGAUGUGCCCUUGAACAAGGCACUUAACCCUAAUUGCUCCUGUAAGUCGCUCUGGAUAAGAGCGUCUGCUAAAUGACUAAAAUGUAAAUGUAAUAGCCACUGAAGAUAAAGAUCGAGGACAUCUUUGCCCUGGUCAGAUGUAAACCUACUUGACCUAUUUAUUACAUAAAUAAUGGAACAUGGAAAAUCGAGAGCAGAAGGGUCAUCCUGUGUCCAAAUUCUAAAAGUCUCAUGACCCUUAGUUUUUUGUUAGUGCCGGUUCACUGACUUUCAUUUGGCCUUGUUCAAUUCUGAAUGGUAUUAUAAUUGAGUUAAUAGUCUUCUGGCUAUAAAAGUUGAACUUGAAUGGAUCCGAGGGAAACAGAAUUCAAUUAUAUGCAAUUCCAUCAAAAGUUGCUGAAAAAAAUAGUCAACCAGUCUACCCCUUUUCAUUGUUUUGAAGGGAUAUAACCACAGUGUAGUUUAUAUUUCUGAGGUCAUGAGUCAUGACACAAUACGAUGAAGGGUGAUUUUGGAGUAAAUUGGGUGAUUUUGGAGUUUACUUGACAGUUCACAGAGAACCAAGAUUAAUUAUUUGUGUUUCACGUCACUAAACAUGAAAAAUCAGCGACUAAGAACAUGGAAUCAAACAAUGAAAGGUGAUGUAGGCCUAUCUGUUUUUGAAAAUGUAAUUGUAUUACGUAGCUCUACUAUAGAGUCUUCAAUGCUGAGUCCUGAUACUUCACCCACUACAGCUCGCACACUUUCUUGCAUGGAUUUUAGAAUUGUGGAAACUCGCUCUAGCCAAUGCUUAGGCUACACCAAUCCUAUGCUUUUAGUGCAGACUUCAGGAAAAGGGUGGAGAACUGGGACAUUACUUUGUUGUUGGUGUAGGCCUACCUAAUAGCCUAUUCUACUAGGGCUUUCUAAAAAUUGGAUGGGUACUUAGCACCCAUGUAUAUCCUAAACAUAUGCUGUAGUGUUGUACUGAACCGAUAAUGUUUUCUUCCUCAGCAUAGAACGUCAAGCGGAGCAUGAAAAGCAUUGGGAUGGGCUUACGCAGUACUUUGGCAUCAAUGAUAGAUUUCAACCCCCUGCCUGUAGCAAGCCUGCUUCCAAGGUAACAAAGAUGUCUGCCACAUUACUCGCCUGCCUGUCUGUGUUUAAUGCCGUCAAGUUAUGGUAAACGCAUUGAACGAGUUCUGUCUUUCCAUAUCCAUGCCUGUGUAACUUCUCAUUGUUUUAUCAAAUAUGACAGGUGGAUUAAGAGGUUUCUAGACUCAAAUCUGACAUUGAGUAAAAUAUAAAAGAUAGUGUUACAUUUAAUGAUGAGAUUACCUUAAUCUUGACAUUGGGAUGAUUCUCCACUGUCCUUUUUGGUUGAGAUUAAUGUAAGAUGUAGAUUUGCUUUAGAGAGAAUUGUAUGUACUGAAUGUCUGUACAAAGACCUGACAGCUCCUGCACACCUUGUUACUGUUUGUGGAAAGCUCCGUAUACAACAAUAACAUAGGCUACUCAAAGUGUGAGAUGCUAAUUGUCAGACCCAUGAAUCUAGCCUACAUGGGCAUGGAUCUAGCCUACAUAGCACUAGCUUAGGCUAUAUUUUUGGAAACAGGUGUAUGGAAAAUGGAAUCACAGAUAGUCUCCUGCUUUUGUUUUUGUGUCUCUCAGCCCUGCAUCUGUGUGCAGGAAAGUGCUGGCGAAUAGCCGUAGUGUUUGCGUGUGUGUGUAUCAUAAGAAUACCCCUAAUAAGCAACUCUUGGAAAAAUUCAUUUAGAAUUCAUUUAGAAAUAAAGUUAUGUACUUGAUAAGUCUGGUGUAAUAGAACAAAAAAGAGACAUACAUAUCUUUAUAUGUAAAUUGUUCUGUAAGCAAAGUGGUUGCAAAUAUAAUAAUUGUGUAUAAGAUGGGGAAUUUGGCCUAAUUCAAUUGGAAGUUCACGUAAUGCUUAUUUGGAGUGUUAUUUGAAUUCAGUUUAUCUCAAAGUACCAUAAAAUUGAGUUUUUGCUGCGUUUUUGCCUCAUUUUCAAAAGAGGAGGCCUACAUUGAAUGGAUAAGAUAUAAUUAACAAGAAGCUGAAUUAAACAGAACUUGUCAAGUCAACAUAACGAGAAGGCCUUGCUCCUCCAUUUUCAAACGUUCUCAUUAGUGAUCAAUGUCAUUUACACAUUCAUAUUACAUUAACAAAUGUUAAGUCAAUUACACACUAGGCAUUUAGAAUCCAUUUACAAAAUAUUUUCUUUGGAACAUGCACAUUCAGUCUUUAAUUCAGUCCACGUUGCCAGCAAAAUGGCUACUGCAAAGUUGUGCUGGUAGUAGUAGAGGUAGUUUGUAUAUAUGUAGUUAUUACUAUCUUGCAUUUCAGUAUUAGGCUCCGCUUGCUGUCUUUGUCCAAAUUAAUGGGUGUGCAUCCAUGGGUGUGCAUCCAUAAACAACUUGAGUCUUUAUAUAUAUGUUUAUAUAUGCCAUUUAGCAGACGCUUUUAUCCAAAGCGACUUACAGUCAUGUUUGCAUACAUUUUAUAUACGGGUGGGCCUGGGAAUCGAACCCACAAUCCUGGCAUUGCGAACGCCAUGCUCUACCAACUGAACCACACAGGGCCAUGAGUUCUUAUGAAGAUGCUUCAGAGAGGUCUCCCCUAAUAUAGAAGUAUAACAUAUUGCCUGUCGUGUUCUGUGAAAGAUUUUUGGAGAAAUGCUCUUUACUGUACUACUUCGGAUAGCCUCCUUUUUUGGAGAACCACCCUGCCAUCAGUAACCAGGGGCAUCUUUGCCCCCUCCCCUGCUCCAGCCUGUAAUGGAAAUGUGUAAUUAAAGAGUCACAUUUAUGUUUGGUAAUCUCCUGUAUUUUUUUAUAUUUUUUUUACAAAAAUAGAUUUCCCCUCUAAUAUCCAAUCAAAAAGGUUUUCACUUGUGAAGGAAAAUCUACAUAUUUGUAUUAAUAGCAAUCAGGCCCAGGGGAAGUUACUCUUAGAUUUCCCCCCUUUCUAUUUCUAAAAUCACUACAUUUUCCCCUUCUCUCCAGUCCAGCCUAGAAAAGAGCAUGGUAAGCGCCAUCGCUGAAGGGGACUUUGGGAAGGCGGAGAAGAUGAGCGACAGACUCGCCACUCGAGAGGUACGUUGCACUGAUAAGAGAUCUUUGGGGCGCUCCCACUGUGACAAAUCAAACUAA